This is a messenger RNA of Daktulosphaira vitifoliae (grape phylloxera), 1665 nucleotides long. Its product is annotated as synaptic vesicle glycoprotein 2B-like. The annotation marks the transcript as partial. Gene Ontology annotation, biological process: transmembrane transport. Gene Ontology annotation, cellular component: membrane. Gene Ontology annotation, molecular function: transmembrane transporter activity. The transcript has a single exon. The record is from RefSeq and is a predicted model, not a curated record. Lineage: Eukaryota; Metazoa; Arthropoda; Insecta; Hemiptera; Phylloxeridae.
AUGGCUAAUAACCAUCAUCAUGAGAGGUCUAGUGGCAUAGGUCGUUUUACCAGUUUAGCUCCAGGAACAUUGGAUGAUACUCCAGCAGACAUCAAUGUUGGUGUGCGAAAAAAUGUUGGAGUAAGACCUUUAGGUGGGAAAAAGCAACUACAAAAUUAUGUAACUUUUGAAGAUGCACAAUAUGAAGCAGGAACAGGAAGAUAUCAAUGGAUAUUACUGAUAGUUUGUGGUAUGGUAAAUAUGGCUUGUGCUAUAUCUACCACGUCUAUUUCGUUCAUAACUCCAGCAGCUGAAGUUGACUUUGAUUUAACAUCUACAUCUAAAGGCUUAUUAAAUGGAGCUCCAUUUCUUGGAAUGUUACUCGGAGCAUAUUUUUGGGGAAUUUGUAGUGAUAUAAAUGGCAGACGAUUUGUUAUACUUGGUUCAAUGGGAAUGGAUGCACUAUUUUCUAUUAUAUCAUGUUUAAUUCAGCAUAUUGUUUUCUUCAUUUUAGUUAGAAUCGGUAACGGUUUUGCCAUAAUAGGCGCUACUUGUAUGAUAUAUGUAUAUCUUGGUGAAUUUUUAACUGCUGACAAAAGAGAUGGAUAUCUUCUAGGACUUGAAAUAUUUUGGGCUAUUGGAAUGAUUGUAUGUCCCGGAGUUGCAAUGUUUGUGAUACCUAAUAAAUUUCUUACUUGGAUACCACACCCCAUUUUCAAAUUCAACAGUUGGAGAGUAUUUAUUUUUUUGUCGUCUCUGCCGAGCUUAUUAGCGUUUGUGUUGAUCUAUCAAUUCCCAGAAUCACCUAGAUACUUGAUGCUUAAAGGCCGACUUAACGGAUCAAGACAUGUUUUGGAACGGGUUUAUGAAGUAAAUAACAAAAAUACUAAAAAGCCCUAUUCCGUAGAAAGUUUUACCCAAACAUACUCUGCAAUUGGAUUUGAUUCAGAGAACUUUGGUGGAAUGCCAUUUAUGAUGAACUUAAAAAUGAGACUGGUAGCUCUCAAAAAUGGACAUAAACUUCUAUUCACUGACUACUUUCGAAAUAUUUUCGUAACUUGUACAAUUGAAUUUUGUUUAAUGGCAUCAUACGUAACAGUACUCGUAUGGGUACCCGAAAUUUUCAGUAGGUAUCAUGAUUUUUUUGAACACAAUCCUUCUAAAGAGAAUGAAGAUAUAAAUAUAUGUAUUGCUUCUAAUUGGCUUUUAAAAAACCAUCACCACAUGCAUGAUGCUAACUCCCGAGUAGUAUCAGAUGAUGCUUACCAAGCUGCUUUAAUUGUUGCAUUGUCUACAUUAAUACCAGUGGUAGCUAUGGGCCUAUUGAUAAAAUGUAUAAGUAAAAAAAUUUUACUUUGGAUAAGCUGUGGAGUACCAAUAAUUGCUUCAUUAUCAAUGACAAAAACGAGAACUGUAUUUGAAGCUGAAUUCAUAUGUUGUUGGUUUGAGGGUUUCACUACACUAGUUGAACCAAUUAUAUUUUGUACAAUGGUCGAAUUAUUUCCAAGUAACGUGAGAGGUGUUGCAUUUUCUUUAACAGUAUUGAUGGGUCGUUUAGGUGCUGUAGUUGGAAUAUGUAUUUUUGGGAUAUUGAUUGACAUAAAUUGUUUCGCAACGUUUUAUCUUUUAGCUACUUUAUUAUCAAUAGCCUUUUUAGCUAUUAUUUUUUUGCCAAAAUUAAAAAUA